This is a messenger RNA of Polypterus senegalus (gray bichir), 3796 nucleotides long. It is a transcript of the gene stk11, whose product is annotated as serine/threonine kinase 11. Gene Ontology annotation, cellular component: nucleus; cytoplasm. Gene Ontology annotation, biological process: regulation of cell growth; establishment of cell polarity; DNA damage response. The record is from RefSeq and is a predicted model, not a curated record. Gene Ontology annotation, molecular function: protein serine/threonine kinase activity; protein kinase activator activity; ATP binding. Bases 980 to 2341 code for a protein of 453 amino acids. The transcript is spliced from 11 exons. Lineage: Eukaryota; Metazoa; Chordata; Cladistia; Polypteriformes; Polypteridae.
CCAUCGGAGUCCUUAGAGGGAGCGAGCGAGUGAGAGAGCGAGGCAGCGUGAGCGUAAACCGUGAGGCGUAAUGGGGGGGCGGGGGGCAGGUAAACAAGAUGGCGGUGCUGUGACAGUGGUUCUUCGGCGUCAGGAGAGUGGGUUCCCCCAUCUCACACGGGCAGCGUAGAGCGCCUGAGGCGCCUUCUUGAAAAAAGUACAGCCAGUCGUACCUGCAGGACUUGGAGGAUAGGUAGGCGUGGUGGGGAAUUGCAGUGGCCUUGACGGGCUGCGAAGUAACACCGGGCAUCUCCAAGCUGCAGCUGCCCGUUUCCUCCCGACUUGAACCCCGGGUGUCGUGGUUAGGGGGUUCCCUGGCCAGGAGCCCAGGGAGACUCUGCAGCCCGCGAAACAGCUUUUGUUGACUUUUGUGAAAUACAUAAACUUCAUAUUGAAAUAAAAACCAGGAAAGCAACGUCCUGAAGUGUGCCAUCUUGUGAAACAUCACCCCAAAAGAUAGGACAAGGGGCUAGGGUGGGGAAGGUCGUAUUUUGAUGGUGAAAGAAGGAUCUUCUAAGGAUACCAAAGAACAGCCAUCACUAAAAACCAAAUUAAACCAUCCAGGUUUAUGGAAUAGCAUACUCUGGAACUUUACUGAUACUGAUUAACCUCAGAAAAAGACAGCCCCCUUCCCCCCUUCCCCCUUUGUUUGUUGAGAGCAAACCUACAGCUAAUACUGCUGAAAACAACCAAAAAUAAUACUGAAUAGUUUAUCCUGCAUGUUGAAAUUUGAAGUGUUUAAGUGAAUCCUGUUUUGAAAUUGCCAGACUGCUUUUUCAGUGAUAUGUUGAUUGCAGCUCAAUUUCUUGUGCAGAAAACCUUUUGCCAUCUUGCAGAAUUUUGUAGGCAAUAUUUUAGAACACGUGCUGCUGCUCCCUGGUUUCAUUUCUGAAUUGCAUACCAUAAGUUACCUACAAUAUUUGGGUUUGAUUGAGGCAUUAUGGAGACACCAGCAAAUGGAAGGAAGAUGGACUUGGAUGAGUCACCAAGGCUGGAGUACCUAGCAGAAAAUGAGCUUAUUUCUAUGGGAAUGGGGAUGGAUACGUUCAUUCAUCGUAUUGACUCUACAGAGGUCAUCUACCAGCCUCGACGUAAAAGGGCCAAGCUUAUUGGCAAGUACCUCAUGGGUGAUCUUCUUGGAGAGGGUUCCUAUGGAAAAGUAAAAGAGAUGCUGGACUCUGAGACCCUGUGCCGAAGGGCUGUGAAAAUCCUGAAGAAGAAAAAGUUGAGGAGGAUCCCCAAUGGGGAAGCCAAUGUUAAAAAAGAAAUUCAACUGCUACGGAAGCUGAGGCACAAAAAUGUAAUUCAGUUAGUAGAUGUGUUAUACAAUGAAGAGAAACAGAAAAUGUAUAUGGUGAUGGAGUAUUGUGUGUGUGGCAUGCAGGAGAUGUUGGAUAGUGUUACAGCCAAGAAAUUUCCAGUAUUUCAAGCUCAUGGGUAUUUUUGUCAAUUAAUCGACGGGUUAGAAUAUUUGCACAGCCAGGGGAUUGUUCAUAAAGACAUUAAACCAGGGAACUUGCUUUUGACAACGGAUGGCACUCUUAAAAUCUCAGAUUUAGGAGUGGCAGAGGCAUUGCAUCCUUUUGCAGAAGAUGACACAUGCCGGACAAGCCAAGGGUCACCUGCAUUUCAGCCUCCUGAAAUAGCAAAUGGCUUGGACACAUUUUCAGGGUUUAAAGUGGACAUCUGGUCUGCCGGUGUUACAUUAUAUAAUAUUACCACUGGUCUGUAUCCAUUUGAAGGGGACAACAUCUACAAGCUGUUUGAAAACAUUGGAAAAGGAGACUACAACAUUCCUGAGGACUGUGGCCCAUUGUUGGCAGACCUACUGAGAGGCAUGCUUGAGUACGAUCCUGCAAAAAGGUUCUCAAUACAACGCAUCAGACAGCACAAUUGGGUCCGUAAGAAACAUCCACCAUCAGAAGCCCCAGUCCCCAUCCCGCCUAGCCCAGAAACAAAGGACCAGUGGCGGAGUAUGACAGUGGUGCCUUACCUAGAGGACCUGCACGGGUAUGAAGAGGAGGAGGAGGAAGAUGAUGAGCUGUUUGAUGUUGAAGAUGAAAUAAUCUAUACUCAGGAUUUUACUGUACCAGGGCAGGUACCUGAAGAAGUUGUUGAACAGAAUGGGCAAAACCGCAACCAAGCUCUCCCUAAACCCGUGUGUGUGAAUGGCACUGAAGUGGGGCAGCUCCAUGGAAAGUCUAAAACUGAGCGGCGGGCCAGCUCCUCUUCUAAUCCCUCCCGCAAAGGACUGUCCACCACCAGCAAAAUCCGCAAGCUGUCCACCUGCAAGCAGCAGUGAUCCAGCUCCCUUUCCCUGUUGUGCCCCUGACUGAUGCACUGUAUCGGUAUUUUGCUCUUCUGGGAUCUGAAAAUUGAGACAUUGUUGGAAGGAGCUGUUGACACUUUAGGAAGAAGGCCUUUUUAUUUAAUUUCUCUGGAGGACAAGUGAAUUAAAUACACACAAAAAAAAAUCUAAGUGGAACAUUUGAAUUAGAGGCCUAGAUUCGUUCUUGGUCAUCAUAAGCUUCACAAAUAAUGGAAGAGAGCUGGAAUCCUGAAUAUUUUCUGCCUUGCCAACCAAUGCCAACAUUUUGGAUUUUUUAUUUCUUUAAUGUAUGAAAUCCUUCCAACCAACCCAUCCACCCACAAUUUCUGUACAUCUUUAUCCUGGAAAGGAGAACACGGAGAACAAAGCCCCUUUACUGUAUGGAUGUUUAGAAACUUGCGCAAAGCCAUUUAGAAGCACUUUACUUUUUUCCUAGACUACUCGGCUUUUACUUCUCAUUCUGCUUUGCAGUAUAAUAGUACACAUUGUGAUGUGUAAAAGAAAAUGAUGACAGUAAUAAGGAAAUGUCAGUGAAAGGCUGCAUGCUGUAAAGGGCUUGGAGAAAAGGGAAUGAAAUAUUUAUACUUAGAGGCUGGACUUAACUCUUUCCAUCCCAAGAUGUUUCCGUUUCUGCCCCCUAAAAUGUUACUACAUUUGUUUUGCACUUUUAAAAUGCCAUUCAGAACAUUAUUUUCUUCACAAAACACCCCUCAUUUGCUGAUGGCAAAAUGUAAGGUGAAGUCACUGUUGUAAAGACUACACUUCAUCGCUAUAGAAGGUGCAUAAAAGAGAAGAAAUUGAGUUUCAUUUCUCCUUUUAUGUUUUGUCAUCUGUCGUCAGAUUUAAGGUACCCUUUUGUUCUAAACAUCUUGUCAGGUGACUGUAAUAUGGGUUUGGUUCAUUUGUUAAUUUUCCUUGUUAGUGACACAAUGACAAUGUUUACGUAAUUCAGCUAACUACCCAGUGCAAGUGAAUGUGAGAAGCCUUUUGUUAGAAUGUAACUUUGAGAUUCUAGUUUCUAUUGCCUGUUGAUGCCCUUGACUUUCCUUCCUUCCAAUAUUAACAUUAUGACAAGCUCAGUGAUCUUUGCAUUUAUGUUUUUGUUUCUUGUUUGAAAAAUAAUGUUACUCAUUGGCAGUAUUUCUUAAAUGUCAUGCUGCCUUCAUGGUGCUGUUUUCUUUUUGUAGCAUUAUCUUGCCCUUUCAUUAUUUUUGAUUUCUAUAGCUCUAUAAUAGGAUCAUUUCAGUUUAUCGUAAUAAAAAUCACAGUCCUAGUCAUUUUAAAGCUUCUGGACUUUUUCCAGCUCCCUGCGUUUCUCCUUUUACAUUCUUUUCAGUCCCCCUAAGUAAAAAUACAAAAUUAGAAUCUGUUUUCAAGUAAACUGCUUACAACUGAAUUCCAUUUUCAUCCAAAUUGACUGAAUCUUUA